UGCAUUCUUUGGUUUGGUUUUGCUUGUUGGGUUAGGCUUGGAAGUUUUGGGGUUUUGGGGGAUGUGGAAGUGUUUCUCACAUUCAAUGAAGAUGGUGUGCUUGAACUUCAUCGAGUCAAGAAGUUCCAUGGAAGAAGAACUAGGGUUCAACCAAAGCAAGAGGACAAAACGGAAGAGAAGAAAGACACCAUGGUUAAGGGUGUAACGUAUGUGGAUUGUGGAAGCACUUCAGAUAACUUCUGAAGCACCAAAGUAGCUAAAUUUCUUCUAUCUUUUAAAACAAAUAUCCUUUAUGGAAUGAGCUCUUAUGGUUCAAGAGCAUUUCUCCUGCUACUUAUCUGUUUGAAACUUCCCCUACAUGAAAAUGUCCUUCAAACCUUUAUACAUAAUUCUGAGGUUUUCCUAAAUGCUUUUAUACAAUAAUUUCAGAAAUCUUACUUUGGUUCUAGUGCUGUUUGUAUAGUCAGUUGCUGAAUCAUCCCUUUGAUCUUGUGUCAGUAUUGUCUUCUUGAUUCUUUCCUUGUAGCUGAAAUUUUCAGCAUUAGUACUCAUGGAAGAAUUUCAAAGGACUUUGUCCCCUUGCUCCUCUUUGUCCUCUUAUGUGUCUUCAUGUAACCCAGAUCCAUUGUCAAUUGAUGUGGAACUCUGGCUGAUGGCCGAGCAAAGAGCCCAUGAGGUAUUAUGUACCGUUCAACCAAAUGUAGUUUCUGAGCUAAGGAGAAAGGAGGUUAUGAAUUAUAUUCAGGGGCUAAUUAACGGAUACUUUGGAAAUGAGGUAUUUCCAUUUGGUUCAGCUCCACUGAAAACCUAUCUUCCUGAUGGGGAUAUUGAUUUGACUAUCAUCUGUCAGCAAAACAUGGAGGAGGAUUUAGCCAGAAGUUUAUGCAGUAUCCUCAAAGGUGAAGAGGGUUCUGAAUUCCAGGUUAAAGAUGUUCAAUACAUCCAUGCACAGGUUAAGAUCGUGAAGUGCACUGUGAAGAAUAUCUCAGUAGACAUCUCUUUCAAUCAAUUGGCUGGGCUCCACACCCUGUGCUUUUUGGAGCAGGUCGACCAACUUGUUGGGAAAGACCAUCUCUUUAAAAGAAGUAUUCUCUUGAUUAAAGCUUGGUGCUAUUAUGAAAGUCGAAUUCUUGGUGCACACCAUGGCUUGAUUUCAACAUAUGCACUCGAAACAAUGGUCUUGUAUAUCGUCAAUUUCUUUUAUGGAUCAAUAUGUGGUCCUCUGGAGGUACUCUACAGAUUCUUGGAAUACUACAGCACAUUUGAUUGGCAUAAUUAUUGUGUCAGUAUAAACGGUCCAGUUUCCUUAUCUACCAUUACUGAAAUAGAGUUUGAGACACCAGAAGAUAAUAUGGAUGGAUUACUUCUUAGCAAGGAGUUUCUUAAAAACUGCAGAGACAUAUAUUCAGUUCCAAUAAGGGCGCAGGAGGCUCGAGGGCAAGAAUUCUCUAUUAAGCGGCUCAACAUAUUGGAUCCUCUAAAAUACAACAACAACCUAGGACGCUGUGUUAGUAAAGGCAAUUUCCACCGCAUAAUUUGUGCUCUUUCCUAUGGAGCUCAAAAGCUUGGUGAGAUACUUAUGCUGCCAGGAGAAAGCAUAGGUGGAGCACUUGAGAAGUUUUUCAUGACCACCUUGGAGAGGAAUGGAAGUGGACAAAGACCAGAUGUGCCAGUUCCUGUUCCAGCAUUUGGUACUGGAAGAACUGAAAUUUCUGACCUCGGUGGAGACUAUGACAGUUACUAUGGUGGUUUAUGGUAUGGGCAGUGGUACUAUUAUUAUACCUUACCUGUCUAUAUACCUCCCAGUCCAAUCCCUUCACAAAUGUGGAACGAGAAUGCAAUGGAUACACUGGCUCGGUCAGUUUGGGGUCAUCAGAAUGUAAUUUAUCAUAGGGGGACAGAUGUAUUUGUCCCGACUCUGCCAUUAUAUUAUCCUAAUGCUUCCCAAAUAUCUGCGGCGGCUGCUUAUAGUAUUGAAAGGACAGGGAGAUCACGAGGAACAGGGACAUACAUACCAGACAUGACUCGUCAUUUUUACAGAGAUAUGCAUAAUGAGAUGACAUCAGCUGCAGACUCAUCAUUUCCAGAAUCCAUGCAACAUGCUUUGUUGCUAGAAUCAGCGGAAGAAUCACCUGAAGAAUCCCCUGAAGAGAGGGACAAGGUUGAGGAGGUUCCCUCAGAAAGGGAUGAGUGUCAAAGUAGUAUUCCCCUUGAUCUUUCAAUCAAAGAAUUCCCACUUCUUAAUGGCAACGAAAAAUCCUCAAGUGAAUGUCAAAGUAGCAUGCCUCCUGAUCUUUCAAUCAAAGAAUUUCCACAUCUUAAAGGCAAUGGAAAAUCCACCAUGACAAUGACAGAAAUUGGUGAGUCCAGUGAGUUGGCUGCAAAGACUCAGCAGGCUCAAGUUUUGUCUCCCACCCUUAUGAAUAUGGAAUUUGGAACUUUCAAAGAUACACUAGUACAAGCAGGAUCAACUUCCCCAGGAAUAAAUAAUCAGGCAGUUGCUUCUGUUUCACAUCCUCUGGACCCUCGGCAAUGUGUCACUGUAAUUGGAAGGCAGGAGCAGAAAGAAUUAUCAGAGGGCAAAGGAAAAAUUUGUUGUUUUUGUCUGUAGGAUUGAACCCUAUCAGCUGAAAGAUUGUGGGGAUUUCCCCCCUUUGAAGAUUCAGAGUUGGAUCGUAAAAAUGGAACAAGAAACAGGACCAAAGCAACAGUGAGAGAAUAAUUUUGAAGCUGAUGUACUGUCCACAGUAUAUUAACUGGUGCAUAAACGGUUUUAUCUAUUUUGUUCUAACUUUGUGAAGUACUUUUGCAAAGGAUGUUAUAUGGUUCGGACAAUGUUUGUUUUGUUUUCCUCCUUUUGGGAAAUGGACCUUCAGUGUUUUAAUUAAACAAAAAAAUAGAAAGAUUUUAUGCAUGCUCA
Ziziphus jujuba (common jujube) is the source of this 2920-nucleotide messenger RNA. RefSeq lists its product as uncharacterized. The record is from RefSeq and is a predicted model, not a curated record. The transcript is spliced from 10 exons. NCBI's taxonomy places the organism in Eukaryota, Viridiplantae, Streptophyta, Magnoliopsida, Rosales, Rhamnaceae. Bases 551 to 2611 code for a protein of 686 amino acids.